Messenger RNA from Endocarpon pusillum Z07020, 1644 nucleotides. RefSeq lists its product as uncharacterized. Gene Ontology annotation, molecular function: protein binding. The transcript has 2 exons. NCBI's taxonomy places the organism in Eukaryota, Fungi, Ascomycota, Eurotiomycetes, Verrucariales, Verrucariaceae. The record is from RefSeq and is a predicted model, not a curated record. Bases 1 to 1644 code for a protein of 547 amino acids.
AUGGCAGAUACUUUGACACUCAGCCAAUCAGGAAACAGGGGACCUACUCCAGCACAAUGGGAAGCUCAGAAGGAAAAUAUACGGCGUCUCUACCGUGUACGCAACAUGACUCACAAAGAGCUCGCAGAAGAAAUGACCAAGAUUUUUGGCUGCCGGAUAACGGCGAAAAUGUGUAAAGACAGGACGACGAAAUGGGGGUUUGCGAAAAGCAUCAAGAAGAGAGAGUACGAGACCAUCAUUGAGCAGCAAGCUAAAGGAGAGCAGAAUAGACAGAUAUGGGUCAGGGGGAAGCAGGUGAAGCAACGUGAUAUAGAUAGGUACUUGAAGAGACGAAAAAUUGAGGACAGCCCUGCCCAUCGGUAUGUGGAUUCGGCAGCCAGUGUGCCGCAACCCACUCCAGAAAUCACAAAUUCAGGUCGGAGUCUAAUAUCAAGUAACGUGACAUUGUCUGAUCCAGAUGAUCAUCCGCCGGACAGCUCAAUGUGGUCCAUGACAGAAGACACCGCUACCGAGUGUGCUCAAGCGCAGCGUGCAGCUCUUGGGAAUAGCUUAGCUAUUGUGGAUACUACGGGAGCAUUGUAUGCUACCGAACAGAAUGAGCACGAAAACUUCUUGUCACUCAACUCUCCCUCGCCACAAGAGCCUUUAGCUUCCUUACUCACAACCCCUUCGUGGCCCACGAGUCCAGCCUUCCGUCUGCUUCUCCAGGAAGGGUUGGAAGAGUCGGAGCUUUCUUUUGCAGAUUCUGUUAAUCGCAUGGAAUCUAUUCUAAAUGAUACACAUACUACGCAGGUCAUGGAUAAAGCCCAGGAGAAGGCCAUAAAUCCACCUCUGGCAGGCAGUAGCCUUCGCAUCGAAGAACACCUGCCACAGCCAUCAAUGCCUCCAGGCUCCGAAGAGGUUUCCGAUGUUGCUUCCAGGUGGAUUUCUGUCUGCUCAUUAGCCUCACUCCAGCACUCAUACGGGAAGAUUGAAAUAAUGCGCCAUGCUCUAUACGAAGCGAACAAAUUGUUUGACGAGAUGAUCAGGACUAGCGACCGCCAGCUGCUUUCUUCUAUAGUUGUUUUCGGUGCCAUACUGGAGGCUCACGGAAAGGAUAACUCGGUGGAAACAUUGCUAUCGCAUACCUUAGUCACCUCUAGCAAUAUACUCGGUCCGCGUCACGCCAUUACAGUAACGAUCGCAUGGAUCGUUGAUGUACUUUCCAAGAAGGAACCAAAAGCCCGAAUCCGAGUCAGCGUCAGCAAACUUCGAGAAAUAUCCUACGAGUUCGAGAAAGACCACGGCAAGCUGCAUCCUUACUAUGUGACCAGUGUAUUCAACCUUGCUAAAGCUCUGGACUUGGAUAACUAUGCCGACGAGGCGGAGCCGUUGCUGCGAGAAAUCGUGGAGAUAUGUCCCCGUAUUUUUGCGAGGGGCCAUCCUCAGUCAAUUAUCGCUCAAAUGAAUCUGGCGAGGCUAAUUUCUAAACGCGGCCAAUUCGUAGAAGCAAGAUUUCUGAUGGACUCAGCAGUAUCAUCCAGUGAGGAACGCUGGGGAUCUAGUCAUCCCUACACUCUCGAAUGUUUAAGAAGGCAAGCGAUCAUGCUAGAGAGCCUGGAAUCGCCCGAACGGAUAGAAGAACUUCUAAAGAGGGUCUUGUAG